Messenger RNA from Trypanosoma conorhini, 726 nucleotides. RefSeq names its product putative mucin-associated surface protein (MASP). The transcript has a single exon. Bases 1 to 726 code for a protein of 241 amino acids. NCBI's taxonomy places the organism in Eukaryota, Euglenozoa, Kinetoplastea, Trypanosomatida, Trypanosomatidae. The record is from RefSeq and is a predicted model, not a curated record.
AUGUCUCAAGAAAACUCAGGAAAUAUUGAUUUGAGGAGGGAAUUUGGACGAAUUGCCGACUCAAGUGCGUUUAUUAUUCGUGCUAUUGAGUCUUUAUCUAAAAGCGAUGUUCAUACUAUGGAUAUUGAUGUCGAGAUGGUCCUGAACGAUAUUGAGCGAGAGGAAGAUUUUAUUUUUUCCCCUAUUCCUCAGUACCUUCAACUUGAGUGGAAGCGAAUGGCAUCUGAAAAUGCUCGUGCUAGAAGUGAGGCUGUGAUGAAGGUGGAUGCUCUUGCCAAGCUUCAUCGCGAAGGAAAAGUGCGUGCUGACUACAGUGAAAAUGGCCGAAUUGUGAUUGAUCCUUCUGUUCCUUUGCCCAUGCCUUUCAGCAGAGAACGUUAUCAGCUGUCUCCACAAAGGAAAUCUGUGCCUGGCUCUUAUCAUAGUUUGUUUUUUGGAGAAGGGGAGCCUGUGGUGUUUACUCCACCGGAGAAUAACAAACGGAAAGAGAUUGAAAAAUUAAAUGAGGAACGAGAGAAUUGGAAGAAAAAAAUGCAACGUGCUCCUCGCAUUGAAGAUAUUCAACCCAAAAAAACUCUAAAGGUUCCAAAUGAUUUCGUUCCUUCGUGCGCGCAUGUGGAUAACUCUUUGGCCCAACAGGAGUUGCAGAAGAGGAAUGAAAUUGAGAAGAGUAAGAAGAAAAACAAUGCAACGGCAAGGACAAAGCCAGCAGAACCUGCACCUUGA